AUGGCAGGAGACUCGCAAGCGCGGUGCCCGGUUUCCCAAGGCCCGGCCUCGACAUUGAAGAUGUAUCAGUACUAUGGAGGGCAAAGGAAAUUGCGACAGAGCUUGCGAAUGGGACUAACUGUCACUGUUCUUGUUGCGAGCACAUCUCUGCAGUAUGACAACCCAUCUUUUUUGUCCGUUGUUCGAGCCGUACCCGACCAGGCAGGCACCCCGACAUCAGAAUGUGAGACAGCCACAAGCGGCACUACCACAAAUGUGCUGCAGGUGAGCUGCCAAGGGGAUCUACAAUGUGCUCCAGGAGGCCUGAGCGACGAGAACGUAUGCCCAGAAAACACAGAACACCUGCAUCAGUGCAAGACAACAGGGGGCGACAGUAGUAGAUGCAUCGACGUCAACGACCUUCUCACGGACUCGGGAAACAGCGUCACCUGGGUUGAAGGUGCCAACACUGCCGGUCACACUACCAAGAAGCUGACAAUACCGACUGAGAGGUUUCCGCUCACUGACAAAAAAUUCGUUGUCGGCUGCGUCAACAGAGCGAAGAGCGCAGACAGCUGUAAAGUGGCUGUAACGCUGGCGGCAAGAGCAACUGCAAAGAACGACCAGACCGUCACGUGUGCUUACGGAGCGAGUAGCAAUAAGGAACCUCAGACCAUCACGCUGAGUCCCUCGCAAAACACGUUCACACUGGUUUGCGGAACUGACGGAGAUAUUCUGCCGAGCACGUACCAGAAAAAGUACUGCAGUAGCUCAGAAAACAAUACCACCAGUGCGUGCGAAGAAAAAGACUACACCUCGAUCAUCACGACAUACCAAGAAACGUGGUGGCAGAAAACACCCGAAGGAACAAACGCUUACACACUGGAGAUUCCACCGAACGAUUUCCCGGCAGAGCCCGCAAAUAUUGUGGUCGGGUGCAAAAAAACCGCCACUACGACAUUGAAAGUGGAGGAGGACCCUAGCGAAACUGAUUCGUUGAGUGUGUGUAAAGUUGUGGUGACGAUUGAGGCUUUGGCAAAUAGUUCGUCUGCAACAAUGUCCGGGGUGAUGGCAUCCCUGGCUUUGGGAGGAGUGGCCUUCAUUGGCGCGUUGGCGCAUGCUCUGUGA
Messenger RNA from Neospora caninum, 1107 nucleotides. Its product is annotated as SRS domain-containing protein. Gene Ontology annotation, cellular component: membrane. The record is from RefSeq and is a predicted model, not a curated record. The transcript has a single exon. NCBI's taxonomy places the organism in Eukaryota, Apicomplexa, Conoidasida, Eucoccidiorida, Sarcocystidae. The coding region runs from base 1 to 1107 and encodes 368 amino acids.